CUUAUAUUUGUGCAAUUUCAUGCAAAAACAUUUAGUUUUUAAAACAUGGCACAACCGUUUUCGCUAAAACAAAUUUCGUUUAGUGCAGAGGAAUUUCGAGAAUUGACGCACGGUGAAAUUUUGCAAAUCGGUGACGGUAAUUGUUUAAAUUACGAUGCUGAAAGUUUUACAGCAAUUUUUUAAGUAGAAUGUUUUUCUAUUUUACGAUGUUCUUCGUGAAGUGACGAAUGUUUUUUCAAUUACGUAUCAUUUUUGUCAAACGUAAAUCUUUUUAUCAUUUUCUCGUUAUUUUCAUUUAGAGUGCGAAAUAUAAGGGAUACUGCGUUACCAAAUAAACGAUUGGUUUUCUUAUAUGCAAUGCUAAAUAUUAUCUGUCACUGACUCAUUCUUAUCGUUCGCCUUGUCGUGUUUAUUACGUUGCUUUGUGUAAUUUUUCAUUCUAACCUGCUAAUAGUAGAUAAAAGGAAUACGAAGGACACUGCGCGUUAUUGUUUUACAGAAACAUUUACUCACGCAAGUAAUUUUACGACUUUUUGAUAAAAUUUUCAAUAUGAUAUGUGCAGAUACGAAAAAUAUUUAUUUACACAUGGAUAUAUAAUAAAUAAGAAAAAUCCGUUUGUUUUGUGCUUGUUUUAGAGAGCAUGUCCACAUAUUAUUUAAGUAGAAAUUGGAAGAUCUCAAAAAUUACAUGUAAAACUUCUCAAGAAUCACAAUACAUUUACAUAUAAAAAGUUUUAUAAAUUUCUUACACUUACACUUAAAAACUUUCACUUCUCAGACUUAGCACAGCAUAAUCUUGAUUGGAAAUUCUAGUUCAGUAGUUGUUCCUUAAGCUAACUUUUUGAGAACCUUCUUGGAGAACUACGUACGGCAAGGGUCAUAAAUCUAAUUUCUAGUAACUUUUCCACGUUUGCCACUUUAAACUCGAAAGUUGAGGUCGAUCGAGUCAAUUCGAAUUUUUUACCGAUGUUAUCAUGUUUCAGUCCAAUAAGGUAAUCAUUGAAAUAGAAACGAGCAGAUUCGCUUCUCCUAAACAUAUUUUUAUGAAAUGUGUUUAAAUAACGUCAAUAUACAUUUGCAGAAAAAUUACGUUAAAGUUACGUUACAAAUUGCAAUAUAUAUAUGAUUACAUUUCUGUGUUAAUCUUUCGCUUAUACGUUCAUCUCGCUUUCAGGAUGUUUUCGCAAAUUUUUUCUUUACCGAAAGACGUGCGUAAACACGUCACAUCCGUUUAUUCGCAGAAAGUUUCUCUGAUAAUCCGAGAAAACAGGCCGAACAAUGGUGAAUACAAGGUCAAUCUCUUCGUUGACCACGCAGAAAGAAGGGAAGAUUGAUAAACAUCUCUUGGAUAUAUCCCGAAAUCCAUAAUGUUGGCGUCUCGCCAGAGGUGGGUGGCGCCUGGCGUCGCGUCGUGCCGCUCCAUAUAUGAAUCUAUUUCCUUAGUGGAACUUAUUUAUUUUUAGCAUCAGAUAUCCUUGAUAACUGCGUCUGAAAUUGAAACUUCGUUAGAGCGCAGUUUAUCUUCAAAAAUUUAAUUCAAAUUCAGACUCAAAUAAAUGAAACAUUAAUUCGCGAAAAGAAUUCGUUAACCGUCUGGCACUUUGCAAAUUAACAAUAUUUCCCGAUAACCGCUUCUUUAUUAGAAAAAAAUUUAGUUAAAUUCGUGUGAGUGGAAAAGAGGGAUCUAUAAUUGAAAACUUCGUGCGACGAUUUUACAACGCUCCGCGUAUUUGCGUAGCAGAUGGGCGAACAUAUUUGUGAGAAUCGCCGCCAGCGUUGGGGAUUCGAUUGGCUCCGAUUACAUUUGAUUAUGUGCAACACGAAGAACGUCUGAGAAGAGCACAAGCCGCACGUACGUGCACGUUGCUCCUGUGCAAAUGUCGGAUCAGCGGUUUUUAUUAUCAUUACGUGUGUAUGUACGACUAUCGUUGCAUUAGCUUGUCGUCACUUGUCGCCAGUGCACUCCGCUCCGUGUACAUACCGAGUUUAUUACGCCUUAGUCAAGCCGCGUGCGCGGUUUAGCCACGUCGAUAAACCGUCCCCAUGAAUAUAUCGGCAUUAGAAAAAAGAAUGCGUCGCCUGCGUUUCCCUGACAUCAUCGUAUGCAAAGCCAAGUGUGUUCGGCACAGUCAGUAGACUCUGGUAAUAAUACCUUGUGAUAACGUAUCGUAAGAGGCUUCGUCGCAAAUGUCAGCGUUCACCAAGCUUCUCGUUUUCCGAUUAUAGAACGGAUUAGUUAUGUAAAUUGGAGCUGCAGUGCUUUGCGUCGCAUAGACUGGCAUCCUUGCACAUUCUCUCAUGAAUAAGAAUUAUUCUUGUUUAUAGUAUUAUCUUGUUUAUUGACGUACUUUUUUACAUACAUGUUUCUAUGCAUUUACACGUUUCGGGCAUAAAUAUGAAAAAGGAAAAUAUGGUUAGCAUUAUUGUAUCGAAGAUUACAUUCAGUCAUAUUUCGAAAACGAAUCGAAAAAAAGAAGUGAACAAAAAGUGAACUUCUGUUUAUGAGAAUUGUGCUGCGCAGUUUGUGUGAUAUCAUCGUUCAAAUAAGUGGUAUAAAUUUUGGUAGUAUGCAUUCGAAUGUCAGUGCAUUUUUAAUCCCUCCCUUCAUCCGAGGUAAUUGUUAAUACAUUGUUAAUAUAUAUAAACUGCCAAAAAUGUUAAACAGAAUCAUUUUGAAGGUAUGAAACCCAUAUAAUAAUAUUAUAAAUAUCUUUUUUAUUAUGAGCUCGCAGAUUCCGCCAGAUAUUUCCACGUUGUGAAUUCAAUAUAGUUUCUCGGUUUAUUAUUGGUUUCCGGCAUAUGCUGCGCAGCUGGCAUUCAUACAACGACGAAAUACGAUCCAUCCCAUUUUUCCAUAGUUCAUCUAUGCUCAAUAUUUUUUUUAUCAAAAAACGCAUCUCGUUACGCGUCGUUAUGCUUCCCCGCGAACGUUUCCGUUUGUUAAUAGAAUAGGAUAGGACGGAGUAAAUGGCGCAUCGUCAAAAGAGUAUCGUAUUCAUUAAUUAUCGUGAAUAACCGACCGUGAAUAUUGUUGUCGGUUGGUAAUCACUAUCAUCACGGACGAUCGUAAAUCAAAGCAGCAAGAACUGGCGCACAAUUUCUAUGUGCGAAAAGGAACCACGAGAAUUCACUAGUAAGUCGAAUGCAACUUGCGGAUCGAAUAAGAGUAUGGUGUAAUUUGUUUAAACCUCGAUGCAGACGUUUACGUUAGCGUGUGUACAUCUAGAUUUCGUCUUUCUUGUUUGACGACGAUAUUUUGGCACGGAAACGAGGGUUGCCUCGUAUUGCGUCUCGUUUUGACGAGCUGUUAACCAGACAAGUGGUAUCCGUUUUCGAUCGAAGAAGAAUGUCUGACAAGUGCGCGCAGAGAAAAGUUCGUGGAAAGGCUCGAUAAAUCGUGCUAGCUUCCUCGAAGCGAGAAAUUAUUUGUACUGUCGUGUGAAAGGCCGGAUGUUACCACUCGUUCAUUGAUGAUUCGGAAUUGAUGCUGACCAUUCGCUAAGCGACUGCGAGGUAAUCCGCAUGAUCGUAAAAAAGAACAUUUAAAUGCGUCUGAGAGUGAUAAAUUCGGUCAAACUCAAGGCUGAUCCUUCUGAAAGAAAAAGAAUUACUUUCUAUUCGUAUUUUUUGUCACUGAUUUCUUGCAAAUAUGAAAUACAUUACGUGUAUCUGAAGAGAGCUAUUCUGCGUACGCGAAUCUUAAAAGCAUCAAUAUAUCGGUCAUCUGUAUUUCUACAUUCAAGAGUGCAUUGAAAUUCUUUCGUAUAUUAUCAUUAGCUUUCCUAGACAUCAUUAUCAUAGAUAUAGGCGACUUUUUCAGAGAUAACGGGACCGGUAAAUACGCGAUAAAUGACGUAAAUGUUACUUGACGUAGUCGGGAGGAAGCUUUUAUUCGUAGAUAUGAACGUGGCACGCUGAACCCGGAGACAAAUCAUCGUGAUUAUAUCUUUAUGGUAUUACCGAUUUAUUGCUGUUCGCGUUUUCCGUACAAACAUGCGGAUCAAAUGUACACUUAGACCAGUUAGUGAAGAUGUAUGCAGCUCGAUGCCUGUAAGACGACAGUCGUGGCACAUUCUCUGUAGCGCGACUCUUAUAAAUCUUGUCGAAUAUUAUGCUUCUCACAUCGACCGGUACAUCGCCGAUGCGGUGACCGAAUAGAGAUUAUUAAAUAAUACGAGACUGAUCAAUACUUUGUAAUUAUUUAUGCAAAGGCAGUCAUUUGCCGUUUAGCUGUAUUUUUUAUGCGAAGCGCAUGCAUCAUGACAUGAAACUUGGAUGACACAUAGCGUGUUUACGUCAUUCAAUAAAUAAUUAUACUUUUGGAAAAAUUCCUUUCGCAUUUUAAUCUCUCAGUUGUUUAUAUCUUUUCUUAUCUUUUAUUUAUUACGCUAGUCAAUGUAAGAUAAUGCAUUAUAAUUAUGUUCAAUAUGAUCCCCUUCAAAAAUUGCACUCCGAGACUGUUUGUCUCCGUAAGAUUCAUUUGUCUUUGUCGCAAUGCGGGUGAAUUCAUUAUCAUCUGCAAAUUAAGCACUGUUAAACGAUAUCAAGUGCAUACAGUACACGCAGGCAUACAAUGCAACAUAAGAUGGAGAAAAAAACAUGUUCCUUUUCAGAUUAUAAAAUCAAAGCCUUUCAAGAAGCCGAUUUUGUCUUUAAGCACAAGACUGCAUUUUAUUUUUUUUCGUUUUAUAUAUUCUUGUUUUUCUUUAUUUAAACAUUUAACAAAAUAAAAUCUUUUAACUUUAGCAAUUACACGUCGCGAUCGAUGAUAACUCAUAACGUAUUUCAAAUUUCCUUCCGAGGCAAAUUAGAUAUACCAACUUUAAUUUUUACAUCUGCUUGCUUCCUCUUCUGUCUUGUUUUAUUUUUUUCCUCUUUUUCUAUCCUAUUUUUCCUCAUUCAAUCUAAACUCCAAUAUUUUCCUUAAUGGUACGUGAUAAUAUGCAUGCAUAAGAAACAUGACGGAUGAUAUAUAAAUAGGAAAAGUGAUUGAGUUAUUUUUCUCUAGAAUCACUGGAAUCACUGCUAAAAUAAACAGUAAAGUUUUGCGUUACUUUUUAUUAAUUACUGAAAUAUCGUAUACUUUAAUUAAAAUGGAUAAUAUUUUCUUGUAUGAGCUUUUCUUUUUUUAUCAUCACGUAUGUACACGUGUCGCUGUUAAAAAUCGACGAGAUUACAUAAAGCCACUCGCGCUAUUUUAUUACACACUUGUUAUCGAAUUUCAAAGAUUGAUUUGUUGAGUAUCGAGUUUGUCGUCGCGUUCAGCGUAUAUAUUUAGAGCGCAUUCAUGUAUCCAACAAAUGGAGUUUAUUGUAACAGGAUUGCAUGAUGAUGCAUAAAUGCACUGUGAAUAUAACUAAAAAUCACUGAAUUGUUUUUAAUGAAACGUCUUUCGUAUAUUCAUGUAAAAUAUAAAAAUUUGUUUUGUGCAGUCAAUGUUAAUCAAUUUUCAAAGUUUGUUAAUAACUCAUGGGCGCGCGAUAUUUCUUAAAAUAUUAUAAAUUUUACAAACGCCAUGACAAUAUUUUAUGAAAAUGUUUUAUAAGCAUCGUGACGAUGUUAUUUAUUUGUUGUUUUUAAUAUGGCUCGUUUACGUUUUGGCAAACAGAAGAAAUAUUGAAAAACAGAAAAAUAUAUUUUUCGCACAUGUUAAUAACUUUUUGUGAAUAUAUCCAUAUUCUAUACAAAACCUAGAAAUUCCGAUUUCGUAUAACUCUUUUGCUUUAAUUAUCUAGGUAAUAUAUUUAUUUUUGUAUGUAAUUUGUUAUCUACUUAAAUAUCUGCACAAAGUGCUAUGUAUUCAGGCUUAGUAAAUUAUAGGACGAAUUAUAAGAAACAAUGAAAUAAACGAUUAAUCGCUAGCAACAUCUUGCUAUUAUUUUGAUGACGACAAUUGGUUAUUUUCGCCCAUACAGUCGCUCUUUAUUCACAUUAUACGCACAUUAAUACGCUCUGCCAUUUAAUGGAAAUUACGCUCCAAUUCGCAAUAUAACGGCACGUGAAAGAUACACGUGGAAUGUAUAUAGUUAGUGCAGAUGUAACCAUUGUUCGUGUAUUGUGCAAGCAUGUUUCGAUGUCGUCGAAUAUUUCAUAAAAGCAGUCUGAUUCUUUUCAAGCCUCGCUCAAAUGAAUAAUACGCAUUCAAUACUAUGAUCAUUCACGUUUGUAAAUAACUGGCUUGUAAAUAGCUGAUAAUUGACUUUUGAUCAGAGAAAGUCUACAGCAUACAAUUUAAUUUUCCAACAAUACACCAAGCAAACGAUAAGGAGAAACAAUCAAUAAGCAAUCAAUGAGAUAAUAAAUAAAAAAGUGAAAGCGGGUAAAGAGAACACCUACUUCUAUUAAUCUAUUAAUCAAGAUGCAAUGAUGUAUUUGUUUUAUGUUUAGCAAGUAUUCGAUGACUAAUAGAUUGAUUUGUCGUGCGAUAUAAACUCGUGUAAUAUAAAAAAUAUGAUUGGUAGAAGUCAGAAUGAUCUUCGCUUAUCUCGUUCGCGCGUUUCUCGUGAAACGAAACGUUUUGCCGAACCAUCCAUUAUCUUCCGGCUGCUUCCGUCUCAAGGACCAGCGUCAUCAUUGUCAUUCACACUAUUGUGUACGCGCCAUAAUUUCUGGAUGUACCGGCAUGCACGUGAUAGCCCUUAUCUCCCGACGUGGUUGUUGCACCGAGACGCGUCAGUUUCGCGAUGGAUCGCGAUUAAUUUAUGGUGAUGUUGUUACUCUGAAUCCGUUGCGAGAAGAAGAACCCGUCUACUCAAGCCAACAAAGAUCACGCAGUUAUGCACCACGUUAUGUUCCCGAAAUAGUCAGAUCUGUUUUGAUUGCGAAUUCUCGUCGGGGCGUGUAACAUUUCCUUGCUAGCAAACCGUUUCCGCUCGAAGAGCCAAUCUCAUUACGACCAAGUGUAGAUAUUGUUACACUUGCGUCUUUAAUUAUUCAGCGUCCUUAUCUGACGUUUGAGUGUGCCAAUCUUGGUUCCCAUCAAUUUUUCUACUGUACUUAGGAUGAGAUUAGGGUGGGAAUAUUACUGAUAUUACAGCCUCACGUACAAUCAUCACUGUCGAGCGCGCAAACACGGACAGGAUGAUUUUUUAAAUAUAGUUUAUAUUUCAAUUACAGAACUCGUUUGUGGACAAUUUUAUCACGAUGGACUUAGAUUAUUGACGAGUGUUUACCGAGCUCGCACCAAUUAGCUGCCACGCGUUUUUACAUUUUUUCUUUUCAAUCAAUACGAUAUAACUGCAAUUAUUGUGAUCUUCGAAUGAAGUGUGUUUUGCAAGCAUUUUUUCUCCGCGCGGAAAACUUGACUAAGACCGGUAUAAAGUAGACUUGGUUCGAGAAGAGUGGUGAACUCAUCCGGCCGAAGAUAUGUAGAUUCCCACGUAUUAAAUAUGUAAUAAAAAGCACUUACGAUAAUUGUCGGUAAUUUUCUACGACGGCAGCUAAUUAUGAAUGGCAAAUGGGACAUUUAGAUGCAAGCACGAUAUUUUUGCUCCUACGACGCUGGUGAUAAUCUGAAAUUAACAUGGGAAAACGUGAUAUGAAGGAUUUAUCCCGAUAAACAAACAUAUUCUGCAAUUAAUUUAAAUGAGUUAAUCAACUAUUUUUAUUUACGGACAAGGAAAAGGCGACAGAUGAAAAAUUAUUCAAAAUCAACAGAAUUAAUUACGCAUAAAAUCUGCUGUUAGGAAAAAUAGGUACGGACGAGGAUACAUAUAAACUUGUGAGUUCUCAUCGAGCAGUGUUCCGCAACAGCUCGACGUGACUUUUCGCUACGACGUCGCUGAUUGAAAUCGCUGGGGAACGAAAGAUUGCGUGAUCGGAUAUAUCAGAUACAUCGCGCGAUCCGAUCAUAUUUAUGAACCUCGUGAUGCUUGUUCGGUGAUUGUACAUAAUAAGUAGCAUCGCCGAUAUCCGCGGCACGUGUCUGCCUCGUGAGCAGCUGCUGUAGCAGAACAAUAAUAGAGACGUAUAGACUCGCUAUUGCUUCUCAGCGCUUUAUAUCAGCUUCCUCCGUUAUGUCAGAUUUACACGUCGCAGUCGGAGAGCCGACCAGCCUUUCUCAACAAAAACUCAUUUUCCAUGUAAUAAAAUAUAUAUGUAGAAAUAAACAGCUAGUUGAACAAAUAAUCUCAUCAUUCGUAAUGUUGCGCUAGCCAAAACCACUGUAAAUUCCACGUUCGAGUAUAUCUCGUUGCAUACGGAGGAAUAAAAUAGUCACGUCCGAUUAUGCAGGCGCGCAAUCUGGAAUUUCCCGGUGUGCUCGUAAAAAAAAGUGAUAGUCUGUAACUCGGCAGAAAAAGUACCGAACGAGAGGAAUUACCAGCGGGAAUGUCGCAACAAUUGCGCUCGCAACAAUGAAGAGACAAUCGGCGCCCUGCUGAUUGUUCUUGUAAACCGCGACCAGUAGCAGUAGAGUAUUCUCUACGUUCGUGCCAUGUUUAUCAGUCUCCGUCAGUCUGAGGGGCUCUUAACGCCGGCGACUUGAGACAAGGCGCCAGAGGACGAGAUGAUUCCUGUCAACAGUUACGUAACGUUCGCGAAAAAAGACCUCCUUGAGAGACGCCACGGUCAUAAUCAUCGCAUCCUCGGGCUUUUCGUGCACGUCGAUGUGUCCACGUGGAGGAACACGAGGGUAAGCAUCGAUAAUACUAGCAGAUACAGGUCUAAAAAUAAGCUGUAAAUUAUCCUCGCGUAAGUACUACUUAGCUGACCGUGCAAUUGUCGGCGUUUGUCCAACGAUUAUCGAUGUAACUCGCAAUUGUGCGCUCAUAAGAGGCAAUUAGGAGCUAAAGGAUUAUGUAUAUGAUGUCGGAGCAAAAGUAUAUGUUAAUGGGAUGUAUUUCGGGAAAUAAAUGAAGACGUAGCUUCCGUGGAUCGGCAAUCUUGCUUUAUCACAGGUAUCUCUCGUGUCGUUAAAAUUCGUUGUGCAAUUUUGCAUGCAUGUCAGCAGGAAUCAGAUAUUAAGAAAGAUACGCUCUACGUACUUGGAUAUCUAGGAUAUAGACUGUCUGCAUUAAUAUAGGUUGAACCAACCCUCUUAGCACAAUCCUUAGCGACGAGUUUGUUGUGCUCGUUGAAAUGCUAUCGAUCGAUGAACACGCGCGUACGUUUCAAGGAAAAAUCAGGAAAAGGAGUCUCAUUUUACGACAGCGAAGAUUGGUUGGCGACAAAUCCUUCUUAUAAUUCUCGUUUGACAGAGACUGAUACUUUUAAGAAAGUUGAAUGUUGGCGGAGAGUGCAUCCUGCAGACUGCCAAUGGUAGAAAAAUAUCUUAUCCGGUCGAGGACGCUGGAGAUAAAUUGCUCGCAUAUUCCUGAACUUUCUCUCUCUUUCUUCCUGAAUUUCUUUCAGAUUUAUGUUAUGCCCGAAGCUAUUUCUACAUAAGGUUACUACAUACCGAGAAUAGCGUAUUUUACGGUAAUUAUAUCAAAUUUGUAUACAUGCGUCAGUACUUGACUCGCUCGAGUCGCAAUUCUGCUUCUACUUUCGAUUUCAACAUACCAAUUUCAACCUUAGCAUUUACUCUUUAAAUUUGCUUUCACGCUUUAGCUAAAACGAACAUUUAUCGGUAAUGUUUGGUUUAGAGAUCUUAUUUGGAAUUAACAAAUUCUAUUUAAAUUUUGUCAAAAAUUUUCAAAAAGGUUCUUUUGAAAUUCUAAAAGAAAGAUUGCUCGUUUUUUUGUCCAUUUGUGAGGUACAAGAUAAAAUAUAACCCGAAAAGGAUUUCUCGUACGUCAUGCUGAGAAUGAAUGACUAACUAGGAAACGUGAAAUAUGUGCAUUUUACUGACAAUAUAAUGGGAUAUCGAAAACGAGACGCUUUGCUGAAGCCAAAGGAUUCACUUUAAAGCAAACGGGACGAGUCUCAUCGGAUUUCCCGGUUUAAGACGCAAUGUAUCGCGCGUUUCAAGAGAAUACUGUUAUCAAUAAUGUACGUCGAAUUCCAUGAAUAUUCAACGAUUGUUUAAUCAACUGUUUCCAAAUUGCAAUAACAAAUAAAUUUAAUCCAGGUUUACGUAAGUCAUAAUCUGUUACAGCUUAUUAGAACGAGCUAUCACGUAUACAUUCAUAUUACAAGUACGUGUAUAUUAUAAGCGGUGAAUAAGGGUCAAGAUAUUGUUAGGUGCUCUAUAACCGUCUUUAUCCGUAUCUAAUUUUCGCGUCCGUCAUCCGAGUCCUCGCGGAAUACUCGAAUAAAUAAGUCUACUACUGGAAAUGAAACAUGAAAUUGGCACUGCGCUAACGAAUCCCCAGGUCGCAUUUCAACCGCGAAUGGUUUUCGCGCUAAGGCGAAAGAGAAAGAGAAAAAUAGGAAAAACCCGAGAAAAAUGCUACCGAUAACGAUUAGCCGAUAACCGAUUGGGACAGCAAGAGGAUAGCGAGGGGGUAGCGUAAAAAUAAGUGCAGCAGUUCACGUUAUCGUGACCUUCUGUUAUACAUUAGAAGGAGGAACCGAGCUAUUUCUGACUGCGGCGGCCCACAUGCAUCGACUGCAACGGAUCGAUAAACCGUCGUUUCUCGUAGGACAUUCAUGUUUUUCGUCACUGAGGCGUUAGGUGCAUCGAUCGUGUCUCCCUCGGCUAGGACACGUUGUUUGCCUGCGCGUUAAACCGUGAAUACGUGCUGUACAUCGCGCGGUGUCUUCAGACGGGGGCGGACGAGCAAACGAGCGCAUAAUGCAGAAUGCAUUAUUGCCGCUUGCAAAACUGUCACUUUCGCGUGGUCACUUCUCGUCAGACGAGAGAGAACGUGCCUCUAUUUUUAAUACCUGGGAGUUCGUUGUAACGUUGUAACGUGAAGAGGGACGGCUACCACAUCUCCGAGACGGACGACAAUGAUAACCCGCGCUUUCGUGAAAGCGGAUUAGUCAGUCUUUUCUAAGAUCCUCGCAAAGUUUAGUUUUUUUUUAUAAGAUAAGACGGAUGACCGUGUUUCCGAAAAGUCACGCGUAAGCACUAUUACAACUUCGUACGUUUUCCCUUCUGUUUUUUUUUUAAAUCUGCGCUUCUGCUGUGCGAGAAAAUAUGUACAAACAACUUUUAUGCAUGUUUUCCUGUUGUGCACACGAUAUGACGAAGUCGAGGUGGACGCUUCUGUGAAAUGAAAAUCGCAAAAUUAGUUUAAGGGCGCUUUGACGUAAACGUCGAUAUUACUAAAUAGGCAGCUUGAUUGCUUUUCCGAAGAUCAAGUUCUUUUUCUUUGAAGUCUUCGAUAUUGCAUGAUUCGGCUAAAAUGAUCCAGCGGAAAAACUUUUUCCCCUAUAUACGUAAAUUAAAUUUCUUGCAAUUUACCGCAGGAAGUCACUCGUAUUUCGCACUUUAUCGCUUAAAAUAAGAGCACUGAGUACCGAUACAUAAAUUGUUGUAAACUAUCUAUAACAAACUUCGAGGUUCUUGAUUCUCAGUCAGUAAUCGGUAAAAGACGUAAGCGCCUUACUGUAUCCACGCCCACGCGAUCCUCUGGACAAACUGUGACGUCCACUUCCGAUCUUUCUCAAACUCUUUUACGAAUACUUCAAACAAACUUUGUCUACGCCGUAUCUACGCGGAACGAGCGUGUCUGGUAAAAGCGUAAGCAUAAUAUAGGUAUUCUUAAUACGUUACGUAUCACUGCCCCAUGAGAAUCGCUUUUUAUAGUACCGCUCCUUCAUUUCCCUCCAUAAUAUAAUACAUCGUAUAAUUAAAAUAAUAAUAUAUAAAAUAAUAAUGCAUACUUCACAUUAUCGUCAAGAAAAAUAUUGUAUCACGGUUGUGCUGGAAGAUGCAAGGUACGCGCAAAGUUACACGUGUUCUUCCUUUUAGAAUAAGCUGUAGUAAAUACUCGUCAUCGAGUGAUUUAUGAUUUCCAAUCCCAGAACAAAGAAUGGCAUGAUGACACGUUUUACAUCGUUCAACAUUAAUCAUACCAUGUGUAACGCCUGCUUAAUCAUGCACAAUAAUGAACGUGACAACAGUGUAUGGUUAUCGUCUCUAAUCACUUAAAUUAAUAUACGUAUAUAUAGUCGAUCCGAUGGAUUAAGAUUUAAUCAAGAUUCUGUCGUUACGAUGGAACGAACACGCAGUAAAGUUUGACAGAGUAACACCAGCAAUCCUAGAGAAUUAACGAUGCAUGCGUGCGUCGUGUCACGUAUUUCUGCACAGUUCCGACAUUAAUUAGCAAUUAUCAGUGCAACACAUGCGCAGCGAAAUUUCAUAUUUUUCAACGAGUUGCGCGAAUGUCAUCGGAAUCCUGCAACGCUCGUUAUCAAUAUUUGUUUUAUUUUAUUAAUUCAUAUUUAUUAAACAAACGUAUUGAUCGUCACGGAACAAAAAUAAGUAGCGUUCAACGAUAUACAUCGGUUGCGGAGUAGAGUUUGGAGUAGAAGCAAUAAAAGUUGUCUGCUGUGAAGAGGUCUAUUAUCUUUUUUCCGAGGAAAUAACAGGUUUUGGGUCACGAUCCUAGAAUUCAGUGUUAAAUAGAAGAGUUCCAAUACGUAAUUCUCUUGGAAGUAAAACUUUUCGUUUUGAAAUACGGAUGGUUGAUAUAAGCAGCUGGUUGCCUUCUCAUACAGUUCGCGUUAAGUCCAAAUUUAUCUGCGGACUCAUUGUUGGCGAUCUUCAAGAAGUAGAACGAAUCUCCAAAAUAGAACGAAUCUCCACACAGCGCUAAGCGCAAUAUACCAUACGUUUAAGAGGACGCAGAGAAAAUCGAGAAAAUAUCACUGCAACGACGACGGUCUUUGUGCUUCUAUCGUUUUCAUCGUUCGUUUCAUCGAAAUAAUCGAUAGACACGUGCCACUGUUUCUAUUGUGACGACUGUGCGAACUGGGCACGUGUCAACUGGCACGUGUCAGCUAUCUAAUGAUAGCCCUUUUGCAAGUCGAUUCUCAUGCGAAACUGUCUCGCGUCUUGAGCGUUUUCUCUCGUGAUUAUUGCAACAGGAUAUGACUUUAGGUAAAUCAGAUACCGUUGCCGCGAGAUUAGCUUCUCUCCGCAAAUUGCGCAGCACUGAGAAAUUUCCCGUUAAUGAGACGAUCUUUAAGAGCCCACGCAUGGAUAUAUAACACAAUAUAUGCGUGAAGCUUUCUACAUUAUCUCCGCUCCACGUAACACAUGAAGGCGUAGGUGAACAAUGCUUCAUUUCCAGUUCCAGCGAAGCUAUAUUUAUCCGAGGUCCAAGACAUCUCUUAGAGACAACGGCGCUGACCUCUCAAGCGAAACAUCAUCCGUGAUAAAUUAAACUUUGAAACAUUAGCAAAUAAGUGACAAAUGUAUUUCGCCUGUCUAAAGUUUACGCAAUAUGAAAUCUAUUAGCUUAAUUGCAGCCAACAGAGACCUUCAUUAUCGGGAUUUUAGGGAUAUCAGGGGCUCCGCUGUUGGACCAAUGUUAGCUUAGCUUGAGACUUGAGACAAUUUUAGUUAAGUAAAUUUUCUUGUAACUCGUCACAGAUAAGAGCCCAAUCUGCAAGCGAACAGCAAACUGAGCUAAACUCGAUCAACUAAAGCAAGCUGAAGCUUAAGCUAUCGGUACGAUGAUGCGAUCUGAAAUUGCUUUUUCGAGGUUUUACAACCGCUUUCAACGUUGACGACUUCAAGAGGACUGAUGACAAUCGCGUCAUUUGGUACUGCACUCGUGUGCAUAUGCUUCCCUACUGGCUGGCGCUCUCUUGUGCAGCAACGCCGACGAAGUGGAGCAAAGAGAACCGCAUCGACACGCGUGAAGUGUGAGUGGAAGGGGCAAAGAAGCCAAAACGAGUGACGGGGACCGAGAUAUAGCGGGACCGAUAUGCGGAGCGGUGCCGCCAACGAGAUAAAAAGCCUUCGUCUCGACUCAGGCACGUAGACCACGCUUAGCAGUCGGGCGGCACGGCAAGCCACUGCCGCUCGCAGGCAUCCACGAGACCACGAGUGAGUGGCGAACGUGACGGUGAAUCAGAAAGUGCUCGUCCGUGACUCCGCAGCGUUACGCUCCGCCGCGAACUCGAGAGAUCGCACUCGGUGAACUCACGAUCCGGGAUCAUCCGGAACUGGAGCAGCUCGUUAUCCCACGUCGACGUUCCAGAACCGCGAUUCGCAGCGUGUACGAUCGACACAACGCUGAGAACUUGAAAAGACAAUUUCCAUCGACGAGUCUGAGACCGGAGCAGUUUUAUCGGACAAUUGAAAUUCCCUUGACUUUUGAGGGAAACUCCUCGUGAAAGUUAGUGCGGUAGCCGCGUUCUUGUGCGGUCGUCGCGGAGACGCACGCCGGCCAGUGACCCCUUGCUGCGGGGUCGCUUCCGCUCGGACUUCUUUUCGUGAGAGAGUUCUCGAGUGUGAGCUGCGCCGAGAAGGCAGCUGAAAGGCCACACGAUGGUGCGACAGACGACGAACGGCGAGGUGGAGACCGGCAACGUGGACGAAUCCGCUAGGUACUUCAAUUACCUAAGGACCCUGGCGGACCUCACGGCCAUAGCCAGCAUUAUGACAGUGCAGUUCAAGAGAAUGCUGAACAAGGAGUUGUCGCAUUUCUCGGAGUCGUCCAAGUCCGGGAAUCAGAUUUCGGAGUACAUCUGCAGCACCUUUCUUGAUAAGCAACAAGAAUUGGAUUUACCAUCUCUGCGAAUCGAAGAUGCAGUCGCCGCUGCGGGUAGCGCGGAUGCACGGGCGGCGAAGAAGAAGGACCGUGCACAAAGGGGUCCCGCCGCAAUGUCACACAUCAGCGGCGUAAAACGGCCGUUGACACACACCAACAGCUUCACCGGGGAGCGCGUGCCGCUUCACGGGGUGGAAACGCCACACGAAGAGGAACUCGGCAAGCUGCUGUCGGACAUCGACAAGUGGGGCAUCGACAUCUUCAGGAUAGGUGAGCUCAGUAGCAAUCGACCCCUCACUUGCGUGGCGUAUACGGCCUUUCAGAGUCGGGAUCUGCUCAAAUCGUUGGCGAUACCGCCCAAGACCUUUGUUACCUUCAUGAUGACCCUAGAGGAUCAUUACGUGAAGGAUAAUCCGUUCCAUAACAGCCUCCACGCAGCUGAUGUGACCCAAUCCACCCACACUCUACUCAACACGCCCGCCCUUGAGUCCGUGUUCACACCGUUGGAGAUCACUGCCGCGUUGUUUGCGGCCACUAUCCAUGAUGUUGAUCAUCCGGGUCUUACGAAUCAGUUCCUUAUUAAUUCAAGCUCUGAGCUCGCGUUGAUGUACAAUGACGAGUCGGUGCUGGAGAACCAUCACUUGGCGGUCGCGUUUAAGCUCCUGCAGAACGAGGGCUGCGACAUAUUUGUAAACAUGACGAAGAAGCAGCGGCAGACGUUGCGAAAGAUGGUCAUCGACAUGGUCCUCUCAACGGACAUGUCGAAGCACAUGUCGCUGUUGGCCGACCUGAAGACUAUGGUGGAGACGAAAAAGGUCGCCGGUUCCGGGGUGUUGUUGCUCGACAAUUACACCGAUCGCAUCCAGGUGCUGGAGAACUUAGUGCACUGUGCCGAUCUGUCGAAUCCGACGAAACCGUUGCCUCUUUACCGACGAUGGGUUGGCCUGCUGAUGGAAGAGUUCUUCCUGCAGGGCGAUCGCGAGCGGGAGCAAAACAUGGACAUCAGUCCGAUGUGCGAUCGGCACAGCGCCACCAUCGAGAAAUCGCAGGUUGGUUUCAUCGAUUACAUCGUGCAUCCGCUUUGGGAAACCUGGGCGGACCUGGUGCACCCGGACGCGCAGGAGAUCCUGGACACCCUCGAGGAGAACCGCGACUGGUACCAGUCGAUGAUACCACCCUCGCCGCCGUCGGACGAUCAGCAACAGUCGACGAACGAGAAUCAGCAGCAACAACAAUCGGACAGCAGGAUACACUUCGAGGUGACGCUAGAAGAAGGCGACGAGUCCGGCGAGGCAGUAGAGGGUGGUGACAGUGGCGGCGGCGGCGGCGGUGGCGAGUCGACAACGUUCUCGAGUGAGGACGCGGGCGGUGAGACAGAGGAAAACGCCACGGAGGCUGGGAUGUGA
Messenger RNA from Ooceraea biroi (clonal raider ant), 15958 nucleotides. It is a transcript of the gene dnc, whose product is annotated as phosphodiesterase dunce. Gene Ontology annotation, molecular function: 3',5'-cyclic-nucleotide phosphodiesterase activity. Gene Ontology annotation, biological process: signal transduction. Lineage: Eukaryota; Metazoa; Arthropoda; Insecta; Hymenoptera; Formicidae. The record is from RefSeq and is a predicted model, not a curated record.